UAACGUAAGCGUCGACACGUUACGCCUAGCUCGAGACGUCACCGCGCAACAUUCGGAGCAGUGCGUCGAGUUGCAGUCGUCGUUUGUUUUGUUAAGAAGCACAGGCAGGGGUCUGGAUGGCUAGUUGUGGUGAAGUUGACCAUACAGUGAACAUGCUUUCCAGUAACAGAAAGGUGAAUGAGCCUUGUUCGAGUGCAGCACCUGCUUUAACAGUUCCUGAAUGUGCAAUAUGCUUGCAAACAUGUGUUCACCCUGUUAGACUACCAUGUAGACAUAUUUUUUGCUACCUUUGUGUGAAAGGAGCAUCAUGGCAAAGCAAGAGAUGUGCUUUGUGUCGGCAAGAAAUUCCAGAAGACUUUCUUGACAAGCCUACUUUACUCUCUCCUGAAGAACUCAAGGCAGCUGGAAGAGGGAAUGGGGAAUAUGCAUGGUACUAUGAAGGCAGAAAUGGCUGGUGGCAGUAUGAUGAGCGUACUAGCAGAGAACUGGAGGAUGCUUAUGGGAAAGGUAAAAAGACCACUGAAAUGCUUAUUGCAGGAUUUUUAUAUGUAGCGGACUUGGAGAACAUGGUUCAAUACAGACGAAACGAGCAUGGUCGUCGUAGAAAAAUUAAACGGGACAUUGUAGAUAUUCCCAAAAAAGGUGUAGCAGGACUCCGAUUAGACAGUGACUCCAGUGCUUUACAAGCUGCUCGGGAGAAUUCAGCUGAUGGAGCAGAUAUCACAUCGGUAACAUCAGUAGUGGUACCUCAGGGUGCCUCUUCUGCACGACCACCUACUUCAUUAGGUGGUCAGCCAACAAGUCCUUCGACCCCGUCUUCUGAUGCCAGUAGUUCUUUAGAAGCCUCCUUUUCCCAGUUACAGAUUACUGAUCAAAACACAAUUGAGCGUGGGCACAAUGGUGAGGGAGAAGAGGUAGAAGAAGACGUGGCUUUGUCUCAUGGCUCAUCAGCCCCAAAUACUUCUGUGGAUGAAUCAGAAGCAGAAAUAAGUUCCGAAGACAGUGCGAAUGAUGGAGAGGAGGAACUGAUAGACAGCCAAGUUCAACACAUCCCAAGCAGGAGGCAGAGACUUAAUCAUCCUACUCGAACUCAGGAGUACCAGGUUGACAGGCCCGCUCCAGGUGGAGAGAGUGUAAACAGCAGAGGCGUUCAAUCCAGAAGACCGGAUGGACAGUGCACUGUAACGGAGGUCUAAGCAGUAAACAGUCUGCUGCAACCUUGUACUGGAAUGGUAGCUGAGGUUAUCGGCUUGAGUUGCACUUGGUAACAAGCAAGAUUAACAUUUUUUUUUCUUCUUAUUUUUAAAGUUUUAACAGCACUCCCUUCAUUUAAAUUUAACUACAGAAUCAAGUUUCAAGGAGGCCUCUAGGAUGUAGCCACAUGCAAAUGAGAUAAUUAUGGCUGAUUUUUUUUCAGCUAUUUGAAACUGUAUUGUCAGCAAAAAUAUUUUUUUUAUGCUACCACGGCCCAGAUAAAUCUGAAGUCUAAUUAGUGCGUUCCAUAAACAAAGCAUGGUCUUUGGAUGUUAAAAUCACUUUAUUGUAAUAUGCUUGUCUGUAUCAUUACUUGUGCAUGUGUUGUUGUAAUAUUAAACACUAAUGGCAAAAAGAUAGUGUUCAUUAAAGGCAGUCUGUGAUCAAUUUGUAUGUAAUAAAAAAUGGAUGUAGGUUUUGUGAUUGGCUCUGGUGGAUGUCUGAUUAGCCUACAUGCCUAAAAUGUUGUCUCUCUUUCUUGUUUUUGUUUUGAAGUCAUUCAUUGUAAUUUUUAAAUUUUGUACCAGAAUCCAUAACUACACAUCCCCUUCCAGCCUAGUCGUCUUAGUUUUAAAAUUGACUUAUUUUGCUGUAUUUUUUUUUGCUUUAUUAUAUUUUGUUACAGAAUUUGUAAGUUAUAAAUAAAGUAUUUGUCAGUUUACCAACCCAAAA
Erpetoichthys calabaricus (reedfish) is the source of this 1926-nucleotide messenger RNA. RefSeq names its product ring finger protein 146 (gene rnf146). Gene Ontology annotation, cellular component: cytoplasm; nucleus. The transcript has 2 exons. Gene Ontology annotation, biological process: ubiquitin-dependent protein catabolic process; Wnt signaling pathway. NCBI's taxonomy places the organism in Eukaryota, Metazoa, Chordata, Cladistia, Polypteriformes, Polypteridae. Gene Ontology annotation, molecular function: poly-ADP-D-ribose binding; zinc ion binding; ubiquitin protein ligase activity. Bases 117 to 1196 code for a protein of 359 amino acids. The record is from RefSeq and is a predicted model, not a curated record.